UUUGUUUUUUUUUGCAGGGACGAGUUUCAGGUGCAGGGCUGGUUGGAGUCUCCCCCUUCCGCGUCUCGCGAGGAAUGAGACUCCGCCGCGCGUCGCCUCUCCGAGCCCGGGCAGCCCCCGCAGUGACGCAGCGAUGGCCGCUACACGCAGGCUGCUGCUGCAGCUGCUGGCCGGCCGGUCCGUGCAGCACCGCUCGCCGGCGGCGGCCCGGGGGAAGCAGGCGGGGCCGCUGAAGCCCCUCGCCGCCGGGGUGUGCGUGGCCGCGGGGGCCGCUUAUCUGUGUUACCGUGCGGUGCACGACGACGGCGAGGGAAACGGCAGGCGGGGGACGGGAGGGCGGCGGCGCCACCUCGGGAGCCGGCAGCUGCGCCCCUCGCUGCCCGCCGUCGCUGCGAAAGAGAAGCCCGUUGCUUUCGACUUUGAGGACGGAGACGUGCACAUGUCCUCUCACGAGUUCAGGUUCCGCACGUUUUGCUCUGUGGAGUACGAAGGCCAGCUGUACAUGACUCCGCAGAAUUUCAUCGAGUCGGUCACGAUGAGCGAGCCCAAGAGCAAGAGGCACUGGAAAUCACUCUCUAAACAGGAACUGGAGAAGAUCCUCUCGGAAACUCCUCCUGUGUGGAAAGGAACGUCAAAACUUUUCCGGAACUUGCAUGAUCAGGGUAUCAUUGCUUACACUGAAUAUCUGUUUCUUCUUUGCAUCUUGACAAAGCCUCACGCGGGUUUUAAAAUAGCUUUCAAUAUGUUUGAUGCCGAUGGGAAUCAGAUGGUGGAUAAAAAGGAGUUUUUAGUGCUACAGGAAAUAUUUCGCAAGAAAAAUGAGAAGAAGGAGCGCAGAGGUGAUGCUGAGAAAUCUGCCCUGCUGAAUUUGCAACUUUAUGGAUAUCAGUAUGCUCCUGUCAGCAGCGUUCUUAAAAAAGAUGCUCAAGAUUGUGCCCCUAGGAGCUACUGGGACAUUCUGAGGCGAAGCACAAGCCAAGUCCUCUUUUCAGACCUUGCAGAGGACUUUAGACUAGAGCGUGCCGAAGAGAACAUGAUGAUAGAUACGACACUGUUGGUGCAUUUCUUUGGAAAGAAAGGGAGGGCUGAGCUGAACUUUGAUGAUUUUUACAGAUUCAUGGACAAUCUGCAGACAGAGGUUCUCGAGAUAGAGUUCCUCACGUACUCCAAAGGGAUGACAACCAUUAGUGAAGAAGACUUUGCUCGUAUUCUGUUGAGAUACACAAAUGUGGAGAACACAAGCAGCUAUCUGGACAACGUGCGCCAAAGAAUUCCUGAUGAAAAGGGGAUCACAUUCGAUGAGUUCAGAUCAUUUUUCCAGUUCCUGAACAACUUGGAAGAUUUUGCAAUUGCGAUGCAAAUGUACAACUUUGCAAACCGGUCAAUCGGUCAAGAUGAGUUCAAGCGUGCAGUUUAUGUGGCCACAGGACUGAAACUCACGCACCACUUGGUGAACACAGUGUUCAAGAUCUUCGAUGUUGACCGUGACGACCAGCUGAGCUACAAGGAGUUCAUUGGCAUCAUGAAGGACAGACUGUACCGCGGUUCUCGGGGGUACAAAACUGUAGAGCGGUACACUACCUUCAAAUCCUGUAUGAAAAAGGAGCUGCUCAGCAGAUAAGCGAAGCCGUCGGGCACACCGUCUGCCUUCGCCGCGUGUGUGCGGGUCCAAGUCCGGAGACAGGUGGGAGAGCUGUGGAGGAGGUUUCAGAAGAAAGUGUGACGGGUUUUUCCAAGACGAACUGACGGGCGCGUUGCCUUUGCACUGUGAUCUCCCGGGAGGCGCAGCCGCUUGACGGCCGAAACCCCGGGGCUUCGCGACUCAGUCUCUCGCCUGGGCUUCAAGCGCGAAGCUGUGCAAUUCUGCUACGCUGGGAGUUCACAAACUAUCUUCUUCAAAAAUAUCUACACCUUAAAUUACGGUUAAGCGAGAACAUUAUUUUGACGUUCCCCCCACAAAGCUUGAUUUCAGCAGUUGUCUUUUCUACUCAAGUUACAUGAUUGCAAAUGAUGAUGAUGGGUUGGUCUCCGCAGAGGGCGUUUGUAAAGAGAACUACCAGCAGAAAAUGUGCCCAGAAUAUUGUGACAUCCGUUUGGAGCAUUUAGAGAUAGUGCUUUAUCGCAGCGUGAUUUUAAUUUGAAGGUAUGGUAAGAAUCGACACGUCCAAGCUCGAAAUUCGUAUUCUCACUUUUGGCAUCUAAAAUUCAGGCAAGACAGAAAGCUAACUGAGGACUUGAAGCUCCUCUGAUGAAUUUUGUAGCGUUUCUGAAAAUGUGCUCGUUGCGGUAUCCCCCUGAACUCAUCCGCUGGGGGGUCUCGAAACGGGGCACCCUUUUGCCUGCUGUUUUUUCCGUGUACCGGCCAGCCCUGUCAGUUUAGAGAAAGUUACAGCAGCAACGUUAAGCUCAGGACCCGCCCGAAUGUGCUGAAUGUUGAACACCGGCGCGUUGGUUAUUAUAUUUAUUUUAAUUAUGCUACAGUUUAAGUGAUUUAUUAAACUUCUAAAGUCUUUUUUUUUACAUAAAACAACCACACAAGAAUGAGUUUUUCUAUGUGCCUUGUUGCUGCUCUGAUGCAAUAUAACAAGGGCAGUUGUCAUUAGUUACAAAGCUUAGCCAGCAUAAAUCCAGAUAGUCUGUCUAUAGGACACACACAUUCCUCACACACAGAGAGCUUAAAGAUCACCACUUAAAGAUCAGCUUUAGAGUCUCGGCACGUUCACUUAUUACAAUGCAAUAUUUAUUUCCUCUCAAGUCUUAAAAUAUUGUUGAAAUUGUUUUGCAUGCAUGUAUUAGAGCACAUGCAAUUUAAAGAACAUAACCAUAUUUUCUAAUAUCUACAGAUUGAUAGAGAUUUUAUCAUUUAAACACUAAAAGUGUGUUUUAGCAUUUGUCUACUGUUUUUGCAUUGUUGCAGUUAUACUUUAGUAUACUGUAUGUCCUUUUAUUUUAUUCUUACAAUUCUGCUGUAGUAUUUGUGUUCUACAUAUUUUAAGGCAUUGUUUCUGCCUCUAGUUUUAAAAUAGAGUCCUCAGUGCUUAUAAGUUUGUAUAAGAGUGCAGAGGUUUGCUCAUUGGCAUAGACGUAUAUUGCUCUGCUACUAUACUUUUUCUGCUAUAUAUCUGCUGUAUGUUUUCUUAACAUCAGCCUUAAAAAACCUAUUAGAAAGUUUUCUUGCACAAACAUUUAUCAGGUAAAAGUACACAUGACAAAAUUACAUUUUAUAUUGGGGUUGGAUACACAUGGUUGUACACACAGAAUUGGACAAAUAAUGGGGAAAUAUAAAUAGAUUUAAGUGCUUCUUUAAGUAUUAGUGUUUAUUGAUACUUUCUCUCUUAAUUUCUCAUAUUCACCAUUUAUAUUUGUUGAGGUCUGUGUCUCACGCAUGUAGCCACCUUUAAAGCAGUGUGAAUUGUAUGCUUUGAAUGCUGCAAAACAUGACAGCUAAACAUUUUAAACGUUUCUUUUACCAUAAAACUGUCACUUUUACAUAAAAAGGAAUGUUACUCCCAAAGUGUGUUGCACUCUCUGCAUGAAUAAAUUAUUUUGAAAGUC
Lepisosteus oculatus (spotted gar) is the source of this 3555-nucleotide messenger RNA. Its product is annotated as calcium uptake protein 3, mitochondrial. NCBI's taxonomy places the organism in Eukaryota, Metazoa, Chordata, Actinopteri, Semionotiformes, Lepisosteidae. Gene Ontology annotation, biological process: mitochondrial calcium ion homeostasis; calcium import into the mitochondrion. Gene Ontology annotation, cellular component: uniplex complex. Gene Ontology annotation, molecular function: calcium ion binding. The record is from RefSeq and is a predicted model, not a curated record.